This is a messenger RNA of Aspergillus aculeatinus CBS 121060, 909 nucleotides long. RefSeq names its product putative 2-hydroxychromene-2-carboxylate isomerase. The record is from RefSeq and is a predicted model, not a curated record. The coding region runs from base 1 to 663 and encodes 220 amino acids. Gene Ontology annotation, molecular function: glutathione peroxidase activity; glutathione transferase activity. The transcript is spliced from 4 exons. Gene Ontology annotation, biological process: glutathione metabolic process. NCBI's taxonomy places the organism in Eukaryota, Fungi, Ascomycota, Eurotiomycetes, Eurotiales, Aspergillaceae. Gene Ontology annotation, cellular component: mitochondrion; peroxisome.
AUGUCCGCCCCCAGUAUAACCCUCUACAUAGACACCGUCAGCCCCUUCGGGUAUAUCGCCUUCCACGUCCUCCGAAACUCCCCUAUCUUCGCCAACUGCAAGAUAACCUACAUCCCCAUCUUCCUGGGUGGUCUGAUGCACGCCUGCGGAAACACUCCACCCGUGGAGAUCAAGAAUAAAUCCGCCUGGAUCAACCGCGAACGCACGCGCUGGGCGACCUACUUCUCAGUGCCGAUCAUCCCGACCCCACCCCCGGGCUUCCCGCCGCGCACGCUGCACACGCAACGGGCGCUGGCCGCCGUCGCGCAGCUCGCCCCGACGCAGUACGAGGCCGUGCAGGAGGCGUUCUACCGAACGUUCUGGGUGGAGGGGGACGGGCGGAUCGCGGAGCCGGGGUGUUUCGUGCCGGUUUUGGAGCGGGUGUUGGGGGCGGAGGUGGCGGGGCGGGUGGUUGAGGCUAUGCAAACGCCCGCGAUCAAAGCGCAGCUCACCGCCAACACGGACCGGGCCUUCCAGGCCGGGGCGUUCGGGGUGCCCUGGUUCGAGUGCACGAAUGCGCAGGGCGAGACGGAGGGGUUCUUCGGGGUGGAUCAUCUGGGCCAGGUGGCGGAGUUCUUGGGGCUGGAUCGGCGGGGGGAGUCGGGGAUGCGGGCUUUGCUGUAGCGUAGCGUAGCGUCGCGUCGCCGUAGCUUUUCGAACAGAACGGCUUGAGGCUUGUGAGUAACUAUGGGAAGUAAAAGCGGGGGGGGGUCGAUAUUCAUCACAAUCCCAUUGAUCUGUACACAACACACAGCAAAGGGAAAAGAAAACAGGCUUAAGCGCGAUCAAUCAAUUCCUUUCUUGAAUGCAAACCAAUGAACAACACACGGCUACUGCCUCGGCGGCGGCUGCUCCUUACGGUGGUACUUC